Periconia digitata is the source of this 510-nucleotide messenger RNA. The record is from the annotation of a GenBank genome assembly. Lineage: Eukaryota; Fungi; Ascomycota; Dothideomycetes; Pleosporales; Periconiaceae.
AUGCUUUCAUCGUCUUUCCAAAAAGCCGCUCGUUUUGAAGACCUAGUCGUUUAUUGCCGCUGGCCGCCAUCCCUAUCCAUUUUAGCGCUUCCAAGGGCCACAACUGCCGCGCGGGUGAAGCAGCUCAUGGAUGCAUGGGUCGAGCUGCACCUACCCUCCCGUCCAGUGUCCCUUGCCACCUUCGCCGACCUGACCUCGUGGCCGUAUCCGAUGCGCCCGCCUUACCCGCCUCCUCUCUUGUUUCUGCCUAUAUAUCGUGGCAUGCACUGCACGUUUCGCGAUCCUGUAACCAGCGUCCAAUGCACCGCUAUAAAGCGAAGGCAACAACGUAUUGCUGAGCACUGUUCAGUAGAGCAUCAAUGGGUGAAUCCUGUCGCGCGAGGCAAUCGCCCUACCGACGUAAAUGUACGUGAGCGGCCGUGGGAGGUCAACAUACCCUGCCAGCACCUCCGACCAACUGGGAUUGGGGGAGAGCUGAUCCAUGUGAGAGUGGAGGAGCAGCAGCCUUAA